AUGGAGACUCUGAACACCUCCACCAUGGCUGGUGCUGGGAUGGUGGUGGAGAGGGACUUCUCCUUCCGCAUCCUCACAGCCUGCUUCCUGUCACUGCUCAUCCUGUCCACACUCCUGGGGAACACACUGGUCUGUGCCGCGGUCAUCAGAUUCCGACACCUGCGCUCCAAGGUGACCAACUUCUUUGUCAUCUCCUUGGCGGUAUCGGAUCUUUUGGUGGCUGUUUUGGUGAUGCCCUGGAAAGCGGUGGCUGAGAUCGCUGGCUUCUGGCCCUUUGGGUCCUUCUGUAACAUCUGGGUGGCUUUUGACAUCAUGUGCUCUACCGCGUCCAUCCUUAACCUCUGUGUGAUCAGCGUGGACAGGUAUUGGGCCAUCUCAAGUCCCUUCCGGUACGAGAGAAAAAUGACCCCCAAAGCAGCCUUCAUUCUGAUCAGUGUGGCUUGGACCUUGUCAGUACUCAUCUCGUUCAUUCCGGUGCAGCUCAGUUGGCACAAGGCAAAACCCACUAGCCCCUCAAAUGGGAAUGAGACUUCCCUGGGCGAGACCACAGACAAUUGUGACUCCAGCUUGAGCAGGACAUAUGCCAUUUCAUCCUCCCUAAUUAGCUUUUAUAUCCCCGUGGCCAUCAUGAUUGUCACUUACACCAGGAUCUAUAGGAUCGCCCAGAAGCAAAUCCGGCGCAUCUCAGCCUUGGAGAGGGCAGCAGUCCAUGCCAAAAAUUGUCAGACCACUACAGGUAAUGGAAACCCUGUGGAGUGUUCCCAACCGGAAAGCUCCUUUAAGAUGUCCUUCAAAAGAGAGACUAAAGUCCUGAAGACCCUGUCUGUUAUCAUGGGGGUGUUUGUGUGCUGCUGGUUACCUUUCUUCAUCUUGAACUGCAUGGUGCCCUUCUGUGGGUCAGGCGAGACCCAGCCCUUCUGCAUCGAUUCUAUCACCUUUGAUGUAUUUGUGUGGUUUGGGUGGGCCAAUUCCUCUUUGAACCCCAUCAUUUACGCCUUCAAUGCUGAUUUUCGGAAGGCAUUUUCAACACUACUAGGAUGUUACAGACUUUGCCCGACGACCAACAAUGCCAUAGAGACAGUCAGCAUCAAUAACAACGGGGCUGUGGUCUUUUCCAGCCACCAUGAGCCACGUGGCUCCAUUUCCAAGGACUGCAACCUGGUGUACCUGAUCCCACAUGCCGUGGGCACCUCAGAGGAACUGAAGAAGGAGGAGGGAGGUGGAAUAGCCAAACCCUUGGAAAAGUUGUCCCCGGCCCUUUCUGUCAUAUUGGACUAUGACACUGAUGUGUCACUAGAGAAGAUCCAGCCCAUCACGCAGAACGGGCAGCAUCCAACCUGA
Messenger RNA from Condylura cristata (star-nosed mole), 1341 nucleotides. It is a transcript of the gene DRD1, whose product is annotated as dopamine receptor D1. Lineage: Eukaryota; Metazoa; Chordata; Mammalia; Eulipotyphla; Talpidae. Bases 1 to 1341 code for a protein of 446 amino acids. Gene Ontology annotation, biological process: vasodilation; G protein-coupled dopamine receptor signaling pathway; adenylate cyclase-activating adrenergic receptor signaling pathway. Gene Ontology annotation, cellular component: plasma membrane. The transcript has a single exon. Gene Ontology annotation, molecular function: dopamine neurotransmitter receptor activity, coupled via Gs; G protein-coupled receptor activity. The record is from RefSeq and is a predicted model, not a curated record.